This is a messenger RNA of Lolium rigidum, 1568 nucleotides long. Its product is annotated as omega-3 fatty acid desaturase, chloroplastic-like. The transcript has 8 exons. The record is from RefSeq and is a predicted model, not a curated record. Gene Ontology annotation, biological process: lipid metabolic process. Gene Ontology annotation, molecular function: oxidoreductase activity, acting on paired donors, with oxidation of a pair of donors resulting in the reduction of molecular oxygen to two molecules of water. Bases 1 to 1326 code for a protein of 441 amino acids. Lineage: Eukaryota; Viridiplantae; Streptophyta; Magnoliopsida; Poales; Poaceae.
AUGGCCCGGCUCGUCCUCCCGGAGCGCUGCGGCCUCACGCCGCUCCGCGCGCGCAGCCGCGGCGGCGGCGCCAUUGCGCUGCCGCCACCUCCCCACCUCGCCGCCGCGCCGCGUCGCCCCGUAUCCGCCGCCAUCCACCGCGACUGGGCCCUCCGAGUCUCCGCGCCCGCCCGCCUUGCCUCCGUCUUCGAGGAGGGCAAAAGCAGCUCCCGCCGGGGAGACGGGGAGGAGGAGGCCGCCGGGAGCUCUCCCGCGGAGGAGUUCAACCCGGGGGCGCCGCCGCCGUUCGGCCUAGCGGAGAUCCGCGCGGCUAUCCCCAAGCACUGCUGGGUCAAGGACCCCUGGCGGUCCAUGGGCUUCGUGCUGCGGGACGUGCUCGUCGUGCUCGGCCUCGCCGCCGCCGCCGCGCGCGUCGACAGCUGGCUCGUCUGGCCGCUCUACUGGGCCGCGCAGGGCACCAUGUUCUGGGCGCUCUUCGUCCUCGGACACGACUGUGGACACGGGAGCUUCUCGAGCAACCAGAAGCUCAACAGCGUGGUCGGCCACAUACUCCAUUCCUCCAUUCUUGUUCCAUACAACGGAUGGAGGAUUAGCCACAGGACACAUCACCAGAACCACGGCCAUGUGGAGAAGGAUGAGUCCUGGCACCCGUUACCUCAGAGGCUCUACAACAGCCUGGACAAUAUGACAAAGAAGCUGCGGUUCAGCUUGCCGUUUCCCAUGCUUGCGUUCCCCUUAUACUUGUUUGUCAGGACUCCAGGGAAGAAGGGCUCACACUUCGAUCCGAACAGUGAUGUGUUCCUACCUAAUGAGAAAAAGGAUGUGCUAACAUCAACCGCAUCCUGGCUAGCAAUGAUCGGGGUUCUUGCUGGUCUGACCUUUGCAAUGGGGCCUCUUAAGAUGCUAAAGCUCUAUGCUAUCCCUUACGCGAUAUUUGUCAUGUGGCUGGAUUUUGUCACAUACUUGCAUCAUCAUGGUCAUGAAGACAAGCUUCCGUGGUAUCGUGGAAAGGAAUGGAGUUAUCUGCGUGGAGGAUUGACAACGCUUGAUCGGGACUACGGGCUGAUCAACAAAAUUCACCAUGACAUUGGCACUCAUGUCAUUCAUCAUCUUUUCCCGCAGAUCCCACAUUACCAUCUUGUCGAGGCGACUGAGGCAGCGAAACCAGUGCUCGGCAAGUACUACAAAGAGCCGGAGAAGUCGGCUCCCCUCCCGUUCCACCUUCUCGGGGUGCUAUCGCGAAGUAUGAAGAGCGACCACUAUGUUAGCGACACGGGAGACGUAGUCUACUACCAAAGUGACCCAGAGACAAAUAAUUCUGAUUGAGCCGGAACACUAGCAUAUUAUGCAUAUAGGUUAUCCUGCCCUGACAGUUGAACACCCUGACCAGUCGCCUAGGAUCCAUGACUAUAGUACUAUACACUAUGAAUAUAAGUUGUGAAGUAUUACCAUUGUAGCAGAACAGCUGCAGCUCCCCUCAAGGCUUGGCUUGGUCUGCUUGUAGUAAAAUUGUAAAAGAGCACUUGAAGCUCAUCACAAUUCACAAGGCUUGGCUUGAUCUGCUGGUA